CUUGUCUGCUGUUACAGAAUAAAACUGGCUUUAGUCAUAACUGGAAAUCAUCACAGAAUUUCCAUAUUAUAAUUUAUAAAAAUACUUUAUUUAAAUAAAUAAAUCAGCACUGCUUUAGCAAGUGUUCAUAAAAAAAUAAUUAUUAAGAUUGUUCAAUUAUUUUCCAAUCAGAGUCGAUUAUUAUAAUUAUAUAAGAUGACAAACAUCAAACUUCAGGCAAACGAUAACGAAAUUUUCGACGUUGAUGUCGAAAUAGCAAAAUGCAGCGUGACUAUAAAAACAAUGUUGGAAGAUCUUGGUAUGGACGAAGACGACGACGAGGUGGUGCCUCUGCCAAAUGUUAACUCCGCAAUCUUAAAAAAAGUUAUCCAAUGGGCGACUUACCACAAAGAUGACCCACCACCAGCUGAAGACGACGAGAACAAGGAAAAACGAACAGACGACAUCAGCUCAUGGGAUGCUGAUUUUCUUAAGGUCGACCAGGGAACUCUUUUUGAACUUAUUCUCGCUGCUAAUUACCUCGAUAUCAAAGGGCUCUUGGAUGUUACAUGCAAAACUGUCGCGAACAUGAUAAAAGGAAAGACUCCUGAAGAAAUUAGAAAGACUUUCAAUAUCAAAAAUGACUUUUCGGCUGCUGAAGAGGACCAAGUUCGUAAAGAAAACGAGUGGUGUGAGGAGAAGUAGAUAAUUGAGACGAGUUUCAAAUAAUUCGUUGAUAAAUUUUUUUUUUAAUUUUAAUAUUUUUUUUUUCUUUAU
Molecule: messenger RNA, 756 nt
Organism: Microplitis mediator
Lineage: Eukaryota; Metazoa; Arthropoda; Insecta; Hymenoptera; Braconidae
Product: S-phase kinase-associated protein 1-like
Exons: 2
Coding region: 196-684 (162 amino acids)
Biological process (GO): SCF-dependent proteasomal ubiquitin-dependent protein catabolic process
Cellular component (GO): cytoplasm; nucleus
Molecular function (GO): cullin family protein binding
Source: RefSeq, a predicted model, not a curated record